Molecule: messenger RNA, 1770 nt
Organism: Siniperca chuatsi (mandarin fish)
Lineage: Eukaryota; Metazoa; Chordata; Actinopteri; Centrarchiformes; Sinipercidae
Gene: msmo1
Product: methylsterol monooxygenase 1
Exons: 6
Coding region: 194-1069 (291 amino acids)
Biological process (GO): sterol biosynthetic process
Molecular function (GO): iron ion binding; C-4 methylsterol oxidase activity
Source: RefSeq, a predicted model, not a curated record
CUAUCAUCGCUCCAUCCCGCGGACCAAUCAGCGACGCCGCUCGGCCCCUCGACGUCAGUCUCCUCUCCUCUAGGCCAAUCGGAUUGUUCGAUAUUACUGUACUUCACCCGGUCGGCCGCCUGUCUCUCAGGUGGACGUGACGUACCGCGGAAAGUCUUCUCUCCAGACCUGCAGUCACCCUGCGUUGGCCAUCAUGGCGUUGAACGGCACGACAGACAUCUUGACUUCUGCCUACCUGGCGGUGGAGUACGUAGAUGCAGUGCUGCCAGAAAACCCUUUCCAGCCCUCCCUGAAACACGCCUGGGGCUACAUGAUGGACAACUACACCAAGUUCCAGAUUGCCACCUGGGGGUCGCUCAUCGUCCAUGAGUUCAUCUACUUCCUGUUCUGCCUGCCUGGGUUCCUCUUCCAGUUCAUGCCAUUCAUGCAGAAAUACAAGAUCCAACAGGACAAGCCAGAGACCUGGGAGAAACAAUGGAGAUGUUUCAAGAUGCUGCUGUUCAACCAUUUCUGUAUCCAGCUGCCUUUGAUCUGUGGGACUUACUACUUCACUGAGUUCUUCAACAUCCCUUAUGACUGGGACUCCAUGCCACGCUGGCCGUAUGUCCUGGCUCAGUGCUUUGGCUGUGCUGUUGUUGAAGAUACCUGGCACUACUUCCUCCAUCGCCUACUGCAUCACCGCAGGAUCUACAAAUACAUCCACAAAGUUCACCACGAGUUCACAGCUCCGUUCGGCAUGCAGGCAGAAUACGCUCACCCUGCUGAGACUCUCAUCCUGGGAGCUGGUUUCUUCAUCGGCAUCAUGAUCUUCUGUAACCACGUGUUCUUCCUGUGGGCCUGGGUGUCCUUCCGCCUGCUGGAGACCAUUGAUGUCCACAGUGGUUACGACAUCCCUAUGAACCCGCUCCACCUGAUCCCGUUCUACGCCGGCUCCCGUUUCCACGACUUCCACCACAUGAACUUCGUUGGGAACUACGCCUCCACCUUCACCUGGUGGGACAAGCUGCUGAAGACGGACAACCAGUACAACAAGCACAUGCAGAAAGAGGGAGACAAGAAGCAGCAGUAAACCACUCGUGCCUCUGUUCACACCCACACACCUGGUCUGUCAGGAGGAGGGAAGGAGAAGCAGUGAGCUGGACAGACACACAGCGAGCACACAAGCAGUGCCGCUUUUCCUCUCGGUACACUUAAUGAAACACACACACACACACACACACACACACACACACACACUAAAGGUGUACUUUAAAUGAAUCAGCACAACUGUGGUUUGAUUCUGAAUCAGACUGCAUGUUGACUUCAGUCUGUCUUCAGUGCCUUUCUGCAAAACAAGUAUUGUUGUCUGCUUCUGUCAACAGCUGCUGGCUGAAUAAAAACCACCAACAUCCUCAUUUAUAUUUGUUGCUUUGCUUGGUCAUUGAAUGAAAAAAGUUGCUCCAUAUAUCUUGUGAAAUGCUUCCGUAUACCUCUGAACGUCUGAGCACUUUAGCGCUUCCUCUUGAGUCCAACACAGUCAGACUGACAUUGCGCAGCUCAGUGGUAGCUGUCGAAACUCAGUGCCGACUUCUGAGACAAGUCAGGCAUGUUUGAUGCAAACCCAUGUAAAUUUGUGAUUGUAAGGGAUUGGCUCAUAUGGCGCUUCCAGGUUGUUCAAGCAUAUUUUGUUAAAGACUGUAACAAUAAAUAAAUGCUGUUUUGAUUUUACUAAAGGAAACUUCGAAAAUGUUUUUCAGUUUUGUGAUACUAGAAUAAAAAUAUAUGAACACA